AUGUCUCUCCAGCUGCUUAUUAGCGUCAUCGCCAUAGCUGCCCCUAUCGUUCGGGCUGGGCCUUGCGACCUGUACUCUUCUGGCCAAACUCCUUGUGUGGCUGCCCACAGCACUACUCGAGCACUCUACUCCAAUUACGCUGGCCCUCUCUACCAAGUUCAGCGGCACGGUAACGGAAAGACACAUGAUAUCGAUCCUGUCGCAAAUGGGGGCAUCGCCAACUCCACUGACCAAGACUCCUUCUGCGAUGGAGAUGAAUGCGUCAUCACGAUCAUUUACGACCAGUCUGGCCAUAGCAAUCACCUCAGUCAUGCACCUCCAGGUGGCAAUGGUUAUGGGGACGGCGGAGACGGCUAUGACCUCCAAGCCAAUGCGACAGCUGCACCUAUAAAGAUCCAAGGUCAAAAAGUGUAUGGCGUAUACAUCGCGCCGGGCAUGGGCUAUCGCAACGACCAAACGAAUGGUGUGGCCACUGGAGAUCAACCCGAGGGCAUGUACGCAGUCCUCGAUGGCACACACUACAACGAUGGUUGUUGUUUCGAUUACGGCAACGCCGAGACUAGCAAUGACGAUACCGGUAAUGGCCAUAUGGAAGCCAUCUACUUCGGCACCAGCACAGGCUGGGGCUCUGGUGCAGGUAGUGGACCAUGGAUCAUGGCAGACCUUGAAAAUGGUGUCUUCUCGGGGCAAGAAAUUGCACAGUAUCAGACUGACCCUUCAAUUGACUCUCGGUUUGUGACCGCCAUUGUCAAGGGCGAAGCAAACCACUGGGCGUUGCGUGGCGGUGACCCAACAUCCGGGUCUCUUUCGACGUACUAUAGUGGUCCCAGGUCGGCGGAUGGCUACAACCCGAUGAGCAAAGAAGGUGCUAUCAUUCUUGGGAUUGGUGGUGAUAACAGCCUGGGCGCUGAGGGGACGUUCUACGAAGGAGUGAUGACUUCUGGAUACCCGACUGACGAGACUGAGAAUGCAGUGCAGGCUGACAUCAAAGGAGCAGAAUAUUCUGUCUAA
This is a messenger RNA of Zasmidium cellare ATCC 36951, 1011 nucleotides long. RefSeq names its product glycoside hydrolase family 54 protein. The transcript has a single exon. Bases 1 to 1011 code for a protein of 336 amino acids. Lineage: Eukaryota; Fungi; Ascomycota; Dothideomycetes; Mycosphaerellales; Mycosphaerellaceae. Gene Ontology annotation, biological process: arabinan metabolic process; pectin catabolic process; arabinose metabolic process. The record is from RefSeq and is a predicted model, not a curated record. Gene Ontology annotation, molecular function: alpha-L-arabinofuranosidase activity.